Molecule: messenger RNA, 4093 nt
Organism: Tetrahymena thermophila SB210
Lineage: Eukaryota; Ciliophora; Oligohymenophorea; Hymenostomatida; Tetrahymenidae
Product: transmembrane protein, putative
Exons: 5
Source: RefSeq, a predicted model, not a curated record
UUUUUGUGUGCAUUAAGUUUAAAUUACAUUAAAACUUAAAACAAAUUUUGAGAUAAAAAUAAUACACCUAAUAAUAAGCAUGAGAGAUUUUUCAAAAGGGUUUAAGAUUUUAGUUUUCUCUUUUAAAAUUAUUUUAGGGGUAUUAGAUAAAAUUUCUAACAUUGUAUACUUUUGUUAUUAGCCAUUUAAAUUUAAUCAAAUUAGAGAGGCUAUGCUAUUCUUUAUUUUACUUAGUCCAAUAAUUUAGUCAGUGGCAUGGAGUAUACUUUUAGCUUAGAUGAGAGUAGAUAUACCGAAACCGCUAAAAAUGAAUCGAGUUAAAUAAUCGACAUCUGUUUUAUCAUUUGUUUGUAAUUUACUAAUAAGUGUUGUUGAAUAUAAUGUUAAAUUAUUGUUUCAAAUUGUAAAAUAUCUACCCUAAUCUGUAAUGAUAACACUACUUUAAUAGAUUAAAAUAUUUCCUUUCUGUCUUUUUGGUUACACAUAUUUUAAGUAUUAAGCCAUUCUGACUAGGGAUUUAAUGAAAAAUCUAGCUCCUCACUUGUUUUUAUUUUAACAAAUAGAAGAAGAAGAGGAAUAAGAAAAAAAGCUUAUGAAAGAAAAUAAUAACAAUAAUAAUAAUUAAAUUGUAGAAUUAAAACAUGAAUAGAUAUCUCCAAAAAUGGUAUCGAAAUCAAUUAAUAAAAGCAUCAGUAGUAUCAAUAUAUCUCCUGAAUCAUCAUCUUCGCCAAGAAAGAUAAUUAACCUAAAAUAAGCAUUUUAAUAAGAAGAAAAACCAGGAAGCCAGUAAAUUCCUAUUAACAUUAAUUUGGAUCUUAAAAAUAAAGGAUCCUCAUAGAGAAUCGAUUCAGAGCUAGACGAUUCAAAGAAUUUACAUAAUCCUUUUUUGUCAAAAUCACCAACUAAUAAUGAUUAGCUAUAUUAGAAAUAUUUUAAUUAGAACAUAUUUUAAACAAAAAAGCUAUUGAAUCAAAAUUCUCCUCUUAAAAAGCCCCAUGAAAGUAUAGAUUUAUAAAAUACAUUCGGUAAUAGUGUGCUUUUAAUGUAAAAUUAGUAAAGAAAAGAAUCUAUUAGCUCCCCUACCAGAAAAAAAAAUAAUCAUUAGUUAGUUGCUUAAAAUACUGAUUUUUUUGAUGAAGAUAAUAUGCAUUAAAUGAGAAGAAGAGCAACAAGUAUAAAAAAAAAAGGUUUUGAUAAGUCUAUCCAAAAUAUAACUUAACUCUUGAAGUAUAAUAAUUAAUAAUAGCAAUAAAUUAUUCACCAUUAACAAUAAGUACAGUAGUAAGAAGUAACUAGAAAAAGAGGUAUAAGCAUAUUAAAAAGAGAGAAUUUAAAUCAACCAAAUAAUGCUGCUCUUCACUUGUAAAAUCAAUAAGUUAUCCCUGAAAAUGAGGCUGAAAAUGAUUAGGAGACAAACGAUAAAGUUUUCAACGAAACUGAUUUACUUCUUGAUGCGAAUAUUCAGCCUACAUUUGACACUCUGAUUCAAGAUCAUAAUUUAGAAUAAUUUUUAUUGAUUACAGAUGUAAUUGAAGCUAUGUUUGAGGCUUUACCUAUGACUGUUAUACAGUUCAUUAACAAUGGUAUUAAUGAUUCUUGGAAGUUAUCAAAUGGAACUUAUAAUCUUUUUAUUUAUUUUUCAUUUUUUACUUCAUUAAUAACUAUUUUUUUACAUGGUAUUUCAUUGAUAAAUAUACUUUAUGAUGAAAAUAUCAAAAUAUUUUACUUUACAUUACAAUUUUUACAAAAAUUUUAAAUGAAUAAUAAUGAUGAUAAAUCAUAAACUUACGAAAGCGAUUCUACUGAUAAAAAUAAAUAAAAUAGUGAUAACAAAAAUAACAAUAAUAAUCAAUAAGCUAAUGAGGAAGAAAACAAAAAUGAAAACUUAAAAAAUAUUAAAAAGAAGAAUUCAAAAAAGAAGGCUGAAGGUUUUGGAAGGAUUUUCCCCAUGAGAGCAGAAGUUAAGUUAGAUAAUUUAAUGUAGCUUAAUAAGCUAUCAAUUCUUCGAUAAUAAGCAAGUGAGGAAAUAAAAUCGUUACAAUUAUUCUAUAAUGGCUAUAGAUAUUAAUCUUAAAAAAUAAUUAAUACAAUAAGCAAAGCUUUGGAUAAAAUAAAAUUUUUAAAUAAAUUGAUUAUCGAAUUUGAUGAUAACUUUUACUAAAAAGAGAUAUCUCCAUUAAUAAAUAAAAUUCUUACUGAGCAAAAUAAUUUGAAUAAUCUUUAAAUAUCCUACUAUGGUAAUCAAAUGAGUAAGGAAGAAGCUUAUAACAUCUAUAGAAUGAUUAAUUCAUGGCAUUUAAAAAUAUAAGAUACUGCUGAAGAUAUUUUAUUUUAAAAUAACUCUAUUUUUAUAUGGAGAUGUUAUAAACUAAAAUAAGUGUAUCCUAAUGAUCUUUAUGAAGUAUUUUAAGAUAGAUUUGAAGCAUUAUUUGAUACAUCACCUUCAGAAAAAUAUAUUGUAGAAAUAGUCUUACCAGAAAAAGAGUUUAAUGAGCAAGAGUGUGAAGAAUUUUUAUAAACUAUGGCUGAAUGGGAGAAUUUGCAGCACUUAUAACUUAUUUACAGGUCCAUGCCAAGAAAAUAUGAGAGCUAAAUGAAUUAUUAUGUAAGUAAUUCAUAAAAUCUCUAAUCUUGUUUAUUGGUAAGUGGGAAGAAUGGAUUGAUUUACAAUAAAGGAUAUAAUUUAUAACUUGAUAAGAAUAAAAAUUAUCUAUAAAUUGAAAAUCGUUCUUUUAUUUUCAACUAUGACGCCUUAAAAUUUAUAUUUGACAAGAAUAUAAAUUUAAUUUUAAAGCUUUAAUUAGAGGAAAUUACCUUAAAUUUUGAAAAUCAAAACGAAAAUGAAAAUUACUUUAAAGAAUAUCAUGUAUAAAGCCUUAUGAAGUUUGUGCAAGAAUAUAAGGGAUUGGUUUCAUUAAACUUAAAUUUAAGAAAUAAUAAUAUUACUCCAAUUACAUCAGAAUCAAUAGGUUAAUGCAUACAUAAUUUGAGUUCUCUUAUUGAUAUUGAAUUGAACUUUAGUGAUAAUAGGUUUGGAGCCAUUGGUGUUAAUAAUAUUUUUAAGUUUUUUGAUAAAAAUAGUAGAAAAUUUAGAAAAAUAUCUAUAAAUUUGUGUAGAAAUUUAAUUUAAAAUGAAGGAGUUGGUCACUUAAUUAAAUUUUUAAAUAAUUAAACUUAAAAGCUGGUAAUCUUAGAGAUUUAAAAACUGAAUAAUAAUAAUAAUAUUGGAAUAAGCACAUCUUUUAUUGAAUCGAAAAAAGAUAUUUUUUUAGAAUAUCUUAGCUUAGAUUUGUCCAAUAAUAGAUUCAAAUCUGAUCUGCUUGAUCAUUUACUUAAAGUUAUAAGUUCUUUGAUACAUAUAAAAUCUUUAGAAUUAAAACUAAAUGGCAAUAUUAUUGACAUUUAAACAGAAUUUAAUUUUAGCUUGCUUAAAGAAUUAAACAAGUUAGGCUUAACUUUUUGGUGUAACAAUUUUUCUGAUUAAAGUUUAUGUAAUCUUUUUAAGUCUAUGAGAAGUAUUAAAUAAUUAGAAGAGCUUACUUUUGAAGUUGUGAGUAAUAAUAUGAGUGAUAAAAUAUAAUAAUUUUAAGGACAUUUGGAUCAUUUAAAUACUCUAAAAAAGUUGGAUUUGGUGUAUAGUAAAAAUGGUAAAAAUCUAACACGUUUUAAGGAUUUCGAUUUAACUUUAUUAGAGAUAAGACAUUUAGAAGAGUUUACAGUUGAUUUAUCAAACUGUAAUUUUGGCUUAGCAGGAGUCACAGAGCUCGUAAAAAACUUGUACUUCUUAUCUAGCAUACUUAAAAUUGAUUUAAAUUUCUCUGAAAACUUAGAGUUCAAUGAUGAAUGUACUAAUGCUAUCUUGGGGAGUAUAUCUUCUCUUCCUCAGCUUAAAAUUUUGGUUUUGAAUUUCUAAAAAACAAGUAUUACAGAUAGAACAGUUGAAGCUAUAUUUAAAAAAAUUGUUGGCAUGACAACUCUAAGGUCCGUUACUGUUGAUUUUAUUGAUAAUAAAACUACAUAAGCAGCGAUGAAAUACAUUGUUGACGGACUUUUAAAGUCAAACCAUAUUUAGCACCCAUAAUUCAGAAUAUGA